This is a messenger RNA of Brachypodium distachyon (stiff brome), 616 nucleotides long. Its product is annotated as 40S ribosomal protein S28. Gene Ontology annotation, biological process: maturation of SSU-rRNA; translation; ribosomal small subunit assembly. The transcript is spliced from 2 exons. Bases 158 to 355 code for a protein of 65 amino acids. Gene Ontology annotation, molecular function: structural constituent of ribosome. Lineage: Eukaryota; Viridiplantae; Streptophyta; Magnoliopsida; Poales; Poaceae. The record is from RefSeq and is a predicted model, not a curated record. Gene Ontology annotation, cellular component: ribosome; cytosolic small ribosomal subunit.
UAAGACCACGGCCCCAAGCCCGCCGGCGGCGCUAGCUAUAGAUAAUAAUAUAAGAGCGCUAGGGUUUUAGCAUCUCUUCCUCUCAGCCCUCUUCGCGCCGCCGGCUCCGUCGUCCCUGCAGCAGCAGCAACCGCCGUCGCCAACAGCCGAAGAAAGCAUGGACACGCAGGUCAAGCUUGCUGUCGUGGUCAAGGUGAUGGGCCGCACCGGCUCCAGGGGUCAGGUGACCCAGGUCAGAGUGAAGUUCCUGGAUGACCAGAACCGUCUCAUCAUGAGGAACGUCAAGGGGCCCAUCCGUGAGGGCGACAUCCUCACCCUUCUUGAGUCCGAGCGUGAGGCCAGGAGGCUGCGCUGAGCAGCUAUGGUCCCUGUCUCCGGAAGUAAAAUGCUGUUGUGUUGCCUUUACUGUACUGCGUCUGUAUGAAGUUCUUGAACACUGGUUAUGUCUUGCGCUCAGCUAUGUAGGUCUAAUGAGUACAUCACUGGUUGCAGUUUUGGUCUGUUGCCUAAAAUUAAAGUGUACUUUGGUGUUGCUAGAUUGAUCUUCCUCUGUGACCUCCGGUGAUAUGAAUUUAUUGGAUGAGUGCUUUAUUGAAUCCUACUCUGAGUGCUACUA